Colletotrichum chrysophilum is the source of this 282-nucleotide messenger RNA. RefSeq lists its product as uncharacterized. The record is from RefSeq and is a predicted model, not a curated record. Lineage: Eukaryota; Fungi; Ascomycota; Sordariomycetes; Glomerellales; Glomerellaceae. Bases 1 to 282 code for a protein of 93 amino acids. The transcript is spliced from 2 exons.
AUGCUGGAGUGGAGUGGUAUUGGCAUGAAGGACGACAAGGACGACAUGGACGACAAGGACGACAAGGACGACAAGGACGACAAGGACGACAAGGACGACAAGGACGACAAGGACGACAAGGACGACAAGAACGACAGAGGACGACAAGGACGAAAGAGAACGACAGAUAACGACAAUGACGACAGAGGACAACAGCGACGACAGCAAACACUAGACGAGGGCGGGAAGAACGGGGGCCAGGGCGUCGUAUUCGCUCCUGCUAGUGCCAAGGGGCGCUUCUAG